Hylaeus volcanicus is the source of this 860-nucleotide messenger RNA. RefSeq names its product small nuclear ribonucleoprotein-associated protein B-like. The record is from RefSeq and is a predicted model, not a curated record. Gene Ontology annotation, molecular function: RNA binding. The transcript has 6 exons. Gene Ontology annotation, cellular component: U5 snRNP; U4 snRNP; cytoplasm. Lineage: Eukaryota; Metazoa; Arthropoda; Insecta; Hymenoptera; Colletidae. The coding region runs from base 127 to 534 and encodes 135 amino acids. Gene Ontology annotation, biological process: mRNA splicing, via spliceosome.
GGGUAACUAGUAAGGCUUCCGUAAUAUAUGUACCAUGAUUUUCUAGAUACUAUUACAUAUCAAUAGGGUGCAUUUAAAAAAAAAGACCCUUAUUAAGAUUGAAAUCGACAAAAAAGUGUUGAGAAGAUGGGUAAAAAUACGCGAAUGCAACAAUGGAUCAAUUAUCGAAUCCGUGUAACAGUUGAUGAUGCGCGAAUGUUUGUAGGCACAUUCAUGGCGUUCGAUCGUCAUAUGAAUGUCGUUUUAGCUGAUACUGAGGAGUUUCGAAGAGUCAAAGUAAAAGGACAGUCCACAGAAAAAGAAAUUAAACGAAGUAUAGGUUUUCUUUUAAUUCGAGGUGAAUCAAUUAUAUCCAUAACAGCUGAAGCUCCUCCAGCACCACAGACACGUCGUCCGGAUGUGAAUAUGGCCGCUGGACGCGGAAUCGUACCUGUUGGUAUGGGCCGAGGCGCACCAAUGCUUCCAGUUCUCGGGAAUACGCCCAUCGGCUUGGAAGGUCCUGUUAGGGGUGUUGGAGGGAUACCACAGUUCUAGUUUUGUGUUAAAAUAAAACCAACCUUACUAUCUCGUCUUGAUCACAAAAAAAAUUUACUAUGUUGUCGAGUGCCAGAGAAAAAAAGGUGUACGUUCAGUCAAAUAAAAAAUGAAUAUCGUAAUUAUAGGGAAGACUACGUUAUGUCGUACAUUCGUACUACAAUUAUAAUGAACUGUUACUGAUUAUUAUAUCAUCACCUUCUUUAAAAAAAAUAGCACAUGUCAUAAAAUUUUUAUAUCGUAACAUAAUUUUGUAAAAGUAAUAAUUUAUGUUAGCACGAUUUUCUUAAUAAAUUUAAAACAUUUCGAGAACAAUAGAAACACGG